CUCCCUCAGCUGCAGUCCUUUUGCGAGGCUGUACAUACGCGUCUGCUGCAGCUCAGACGAUCGCCAGGCCUUGUGUGGCUCUUUAGACAGCCAAACAACUCGCCUCUCGCUUGACGCUGCCGCCGCGGCGCUGCAACCCAGGCGUUUUGCCGCUGUGCUCUCGCUCGCCAUAGCACAGCCCUGCGCGGCGGCGGACGAACCACCGCAACAAACACCGCCGCAGCCAUGCCGACGGCGUGGCGGCCACCGCUGCUCGCGCGGCUGGCCCUGUGCUACGCCGCGGCCGCGGGCGCCGCCGGUCGCAAGCGCGGCCACGACGCCUUCUGGAUCAUGGACCCGUCCGACCAGUUAUGUCUGACGACGCACGGCACGCUGGGCCCCUGCGACGGCGACGCCAUGUGGGUCUACGUCCCGCGCAAGGGCAAGGACAAGUGGUCUCUAGCUUCUGUACUUGAGCCUGUUACCAGACAAAUGUGCUUGACCAGAGUCAAAGCUUCGGCGCGGGGCGGCGCCUGCGGCGGCAAGGCGGCCCAGCGCUGGGAGGUCGUCCGCGACGGCCAGCAGUUCGCGGUCACGGAGGAUCGGCAAAAGCACUGUGUGGUGAGAGACGCGCACCUGUGGAGCCAUCGGGCCCAGCUCCAGCAGGCCGUCAAGGCGGGCAAGUCCAUCCAAAGGGGGCACGACGCGGCUACUUUAGUGAAGAAAGUGCCUACUCAUGUAGCACAUAACACCGUCAGUUUGCACAAGUGCGCGAAGGGCCACACGUCCUUCGAGCUGCACACCUCGAACGUCCACGAGCACGGCUUCAUGUUGGCUUCCGCCGACACGCACUGCUUCGACGGCGUGCAGUUCCGGCCUUGCUCGGAUGAGGAUGCUCAUCUGCGCUGGGGCUUUGGCGUGUCCUUCGACUGGUUAAGUGGGGCGCCCAAAAGUCAACUGUACAAGUUCUACAACUCUACUGCCUGCUUAGUUGCUGGUUCGGAUGGCGGGGCGACCUUAGGUGCCUGCGACAGCCCGAAGGCGUCGGGCUGGGGUUUGCGCGCCGGCCGUCUCUCAAGGGGCGGCGACGGCCACAAGUCCGGUAGCUGUUUAGUGCGCACGUUGGACGGCACGGGCGCGCUGGCCAAGUGCAAAGAUGGGAUGUUCGAGCACCUCACAUUAACUCUGGACUCGGACGGCUCGGAUAUAUUACAAGCGGCCAUGGACAAGGUCGCCGAGAUCGACAAGAAGAAGGCUGCCCAAGCGGCGCGGGCGUGAUGUGGUGGGGGCCUAAGCGUGGAAAG
Molecule: messenger RNA, 1283 nt
Organism: Pelagomonas calceolata
Lineage: Eukaryota; Pelagophyceae; Pelagomonadales; Pelagomonadaceae
Source: the annotation of a GenBank genome assembly